CUGAACUUUGAGGUUUCUUUCUGAUUAGUGAGCGACGUUGUUAGCCCUUCUUCUCUCUAAUUUAGGGUUUUUUCAGGUCGAAAUUUGAGCGAAAAUGAGUAAUGAUUGGGACCUCUCUGCCAUUGUCAGAAGCUGCUCCUCCAGUGCUGGUCAUAAGGUCAUAGCCAGAAACACACUGGAAGAGAGCUUCUUACACCCGGAUGAGUUUGCCAUUGAUUUAUCUCCUCCUCCUUCUCCUGUUCUAAUUGAUCCCAAAAAUGAAUUGGACGACCCUUUUGACGAAUUAUCUCAUGUUUAUAAACCCUUCUACCGGAGGGUUCAGCCUACCACCGCCGCAGCUGCCGCCAUCGUCGCCACCCCGGUGGCUGCUGAUUCUACAAUUAGAGGAUCGGAAAAGAAACGCAGACGAAAGGAAGUGCAACAACGAACAAACGCUGCCACUCCUAUUGUCGAUGCACCUGCUAUUCCAAUUAAUGCUGCAGUUCAACCAGAAGCGCCGCAGCAGCAACAACAGAAUGAGAAUGAUGGGGUUGGAUCUCAAGCGCCUCGGGGAAGACGGAGAAAGCAGCCGAGGCUGGUGAUGAAGAUGAAUGCGGAGUCGCUGUCUACAGACUCAUGGAGUUGGAGAAAAUAUGGACAGAAGCCGAUACAGGGCUCCAUAACUCCAAGAAGCUACUAUCGCUGCAGCAGCUUCAAAGGUUGUGCAGCUAGAAAGCAAGUGGACCUAAGCGAAGAGGAGCCGGACGUGUACAUCGUCACCUACAUCGGCGAUCACACCCACCGCCGCCCCGGAGGCUGGAGAUCCGACGUCGGAACAACCGAAAAAGUCUCCGCCUCCCCCACCUCCGACAAUACCCCGAAACCAGACACUGAAGACAAUAAUGAAGACACCGAACCAUGGUGUGAAGCCCAAGAAGACGAUGAUGAUAUUGUCAUGGCCAUGCAUGCACUCGACUCAACGGGAUCGGCCUCUACCAGCAGCCAACCUCAGUCUCCACCCAAAAAUUCCGUCAGCACCGCCGGAGAAUCUGUUUAGAUCGCCCUCAAACGUCAGGACGAAUCAAUAGAUUUUUCCCGAUCUUUUCCUUUUUGCUCUUUUCGUAGGAUAAAUAUGAAGGAAAAGAAAAAAAAAAAAGGCCCUCUCUACUUUUUCUUCCAUUAAAUUCAACAGACUGUGACGACAAAUUGAUAAA
Messenger RNA from Vitis vinifera (wine grape), 1193 nucleotides. RefSeq names its product probable WRKY transcription factor 27. Gene Ontology annotation, biological process: regulation of DNA-templated transcription. NCBI's taxonomy places the organism in Eukaryota, Viridiplantae, Streptophyta, Magnoliopsida, Vitales, Vitaceae. Bases 95 to 1036 code for a protein of 313 amino acids. The record is from RefSeq and is a predicted model, not a curated record. Gene Ontology annotation, molecular function: DNA-binding transcription factor activity; transcription cis-regulatory region binding. The transcript is spliced from 3 exons. Gene Ontology annotation, cellular component: nucleus.